AUGGAUAUGGAUUCAGAGAUUCAAGAGUUUCAAAAGCAACACACUCCAUCCUUGAUUGGUGAUUCAGUGAGACAAUCUUCUGACAUCCCCACGGUGACUUCUCUCAAUGAAAAAAGCGCAAGACCCCUUUAUAUGGGCACCGAUUCUGCAGUUGAUUUGGUCCCGGUGGAAGAAAUCCGUGCUGAGGGUGCUUUAGUUGCUGACGAAGAUGAUCAGUUAAAGGAUGUUCUUGAUGAAAGCGGUCAUGUCGUUGAAGCGGCUAUCCCCGAUAACAUCAGGUUGAAGAGCGCAGAACCGUCCAAAUCUUCUCUCAUUGAUCAGGAUGAAUUAAACCAAUAUAAGAAAAACAAGCUUUCAAGUGAUGAGUCCAAAGUCACCAUACUGGGUGGCGAUGCAGGUACUUUCAUUGCACCAGCCAGUGGCAAAGGAAGCUCUCAUAAGUAUCCCACCAAACAGAAGAAGGGUUCUAGUGAAUCAAACAAUCACGGGGAGUUAAUUGAAUCUGAAAACACACGAAGUGUCGACGACAUUAUCAAUGUUGUUGGAAAGGGUGAUUUUGAAAAGGCUAGUACUUUAGUUGGUGAUAAAGCUGCAGAGACUCUUUCUACUCGUAUUAAAGAGUUGUCCAUCGAUGACAUGAAAAAAGCCUCGGUAUCAUCUAUUUCUAUGUCUUCCCAUGAACAAGAUCCCGAAUACACUGCUCCAGCUGCUAUGAGGGAUGGUUCUGAAUCCAGAUGUAUGAGUGAAGCAAGGUCUUCGUCUUCCUUCAGCAGGCCACCUAUUUCCAGAUAUAACUCCUCAUCUAGACCUAAUUUGGCAAGGGGCGACUCUAUUCACAGUGGUUUAAAUGGAGAAAAUGCCCUCACAAACACUUUUGAUGAAACAUCGAACUCACUGGUUUCUGAAAGACGUCCAAGGCAUGAUCCAAGUAACCCAAGAGUGUCAAACCAAUCUUCAAUUAAUUACCUACGCUCCAUAUCCAGAUCUCGUUCUAGAGUGAGAAAUGAUCGUAAGGCAUUAGGAGAGGAGGUCCUUGAUAGUAAUAGUUUGAGGGCCAGCGGUGCUUUAAUUAACGACGAUGAAAUGUCAAAUGCUCCUGAUAUUGACUACGCAGUCAAAACUGCAUUGGAUUUUGUUGAAGAUACACAUGCAACUAAAGGUGGUAAUAAACCCUCAGGCACAGGUGACAUUGUUAGAGAUCUACAGCAAGGCUUGGCAGAAGUUGCAGAAGAGGAGGAUGCGAGCAAUCGCACGCAAGUAGAUGAUUUAUUAGAUCAACUGGCCAACUCAGCCAAGGAGUUGAUGAUCGGUGAAGUAUCAGAUAAAGAAGACAUAGAGAUUGGUGCUACCAAAGAUGAAGUACCUGAAUCUAGAGAUGAAAGUGUUCAUUCCAACGGUCUCACCAAACCAGGAGUUCAGAAUGACGAACAAAAAGAUAAAUUGGAUGAUUUGAUGGAAACCUUGAAAUCAGAGAUUAUUGAUCUUCCAGAGUGGGAAGAGAAAGGAGAAGAAGAAACGAAGGAAGAAAAGGAAGAAAAGGAGGAAGAAGAAAAGGAGGAAAAGGAAAAAAGCAACUCAGGAGCUAUAGAACAAGAAAAAGAUUCAAACAGCAAAGAAACUAUGACAAAUGAAAGUGUGGAAGUUGCUGGUCAAAAAUUAAAAGAAGAAGAAGAUCUUAAGCGAGAAAUAACUGCGCCAGAUAGGCUAGUUGACAAUAUAGACGCUUUUGGUAGUCAAUAUGAAGCUUCAGACUUUGAUAUAGAGAUCACUGAGCAUAAUACCGCCUCGGAGUCGCCUCUAGAAGAAGGAAUAUCCUUGGCUGAAGAGAAUGCACCGAAAGAAGGAUUAUUGAAGCCAAAAGAAAACGAGUCAAUGCAUAAUGAAGGUAAUAUAGGUGAAAUAGGAAGAAGCACUGAAACUCAAGUUGAAAAUGCCCACUGCGAAGAGGAGGGAACUCAAAAAGAUGAUGAGCAUGACGAAGAGGAGGAAACUCAAAAAGAUGAUGAGCUUGAACAAGCAGAAAAGGUAAUGUGUAAUUCGAAGAGUUUGGGUGAAGAUUCGGACUUUCCAGAAAGUAAAAAGAACUUGAAAAACGAUGAAGGGACAGAGGAAAACAUCAUUGAAGAAAAAGAUGAUGACAAGGAAAUCGAGAGUCAAAAUGAGACACCUAUAGAGGUGGAUACAUCUAGGACUGAAACUGAUAACUUCUCACAAUUGCCAGUACCUGAAUCAAGUGAGGACAACCAAGAAGAAAAUAUUGUCCAAAUAAACCCUGCAGAUAAAAGCAACGAAGAGACGAACACGCACCCUGACGAUGAAGAUGAUAUUGAUGCAUUAAUUGCCGCCGCUGCUAGAGAGAAGGCAAUGCAAGACUCUCAUAAUAAUCCUAUGGGCGCUGAUGGCUCGGUUUACGUUCCUAAAGCUGCUAAGAUGACCUUUGAAGAUGAACCUGUGUACUUGCUCACAUCUUUUGCAGGCGGGUUUCAUGUUACGACUCGUACCAACCGUUUAGUUACGAUUUUAACUGCCAAUAGGAUUAAGUUUGAAUAUCGUGAUCUAGGUACUGACGAGGAAGCAAAAAAGGUGUGGAGGCGUUAUUCAGGAGGCAAGACGUUACCUGGUAUAGUCAGAGGAAAAGAUGAUUAUAUUGGGAACUGGGAAGACAUAGAAGAGGCCAACGAAGAUUACAGAGUCAGGAGCAUGAUUUAUGAAUCCUAUUGA
Molecule: messenger RNA, 2721 nt
Organism: Pichia kudriavzevii
Lineage: Eukaryota; Fungi; Ascomycota; Pichiomycetes; Pichiales; Pichiaceae
Exons: 1
Coding region: 1-2721 (906 amino acids)
Source: RefSeq, a predicted model, not a curated record